Knipowitschia caucasica is the source of this 2940-nucleotide messenger RNA. The record is from the annotation of a GenBank genome assembly. Lineage: Eukaryota; Metazoa; Chordata; Actinopteri; Gobiiformes; Gobiidae.
AUGAAUGACUUGUUGGUCUGCGAGAGUCUGCUGGGUCCUAAAGAGUCAGAACACCAGAGUCUGCUGGGUCCUAAAGAGUCAGAACACCAGAGUCUGCUGGGUCCUAAAGAGUCAGAACACCAGAGUCUGCUGGGUCCUAAAGAGUCAGAACACCAGAGUCUGCUGGGUCCUAAAGAGUCAGAACACCAGAGUCUGCUGGGUCCUAAAGAGUCAGAACACCAGAGUCUGCUGGGUCCUAAAGAGUCAGAACACCAGAGUCUGCUGGGUCCUAAAGAGUCAGAACACCAGAGUCUGCUGGGUCCUAAAGAGUCAGAACCCCAGAGUCUGCUGGGUCCUAAAGAGUCAGAACACCAGAGUCUGCUGGGUCCUAAAGAGUCAGAACAGCAGAGUCUGCUGGGUCCUAAAGAGUCAGAACACCAGAGUCUGCUGGGUCUUAAAGAGUCAGAACAGCAGAGUCUGCUGGGUCCUAAAGAGUCAGAACACCAGAGUCUGCUGGGUCCUAAAGAGUCAGAACGCCAGAGUCUGCUGGGUCCUAAAGAGUCAGAACAACAGAGUCUGCUGGGUCCUAAAGAGUCAGAACACCAGAGUCUGCUGGGUCCUAAAGAGUCAGAACGCCAGAGUCUGCUGGGUCCUAAAGAGUCAGAACACCAGAGUCUGCUGGGUCCUAAAGAGUCAGAACGCCAGAGUCUGCUGGGUCCUAAAGAGUCAGAACGCCAGAGUCUGCUGGGUCCUAAAGAGUCAGAACGCCAGAGUCUGCUGGGUCCUAAAGAGUCAGAACACCAGAGUCUGCUGGGUCCUAAAGAGUCAGAACACCAGAGUCUGCUGGGUCCUAAAGAGUCAGAACGCCAGAGUCUGCUGGGUCCUAAAGAGUCAGAACGCCAGAGUCUGCUGGGUCCUAAAGAGUCAGAACACCGGAGUCUGCUGGGUCCUAAAGAGUCAGAACACCAGAAUCUGCUGGGUCUUAAAGAGUCAAAACACCAGAGUCUGCUGGGUCCUAAAGAGUCAGAACACCAGAGUCUGCUGGGUCCUAAAGAGUCAGAACGCCAGAGUCUGCUGGGUCCUAAAGAGUCAGAACGCCAGAGUCUGCUGGGUCCUAAAGAGUCAGAACACCAGAGUCUGCUGGGUCUUAAAGAGUCAGAACGCCAGAGUCUGCUGGGUCCUAAAGAGUCAGAACAACAGAGUCUGCUGGGUCCUAAAGAGUCAGAACACCAGAGUCUGCUGGGUCCUAAAGAGUCAGAACCCCAGAGUCUGCUGGGUCCUAAAGAGUCAGAACCCCAGAGUCUGCUGGGUCCUAAAGAGUCAGAACCCCAGAGUCUGCUGGGUCCUAAAGAGUCAGAACACCAGAGUCUGCUGGGUCCUAAAGAGUCAGAACACCAGAGUCUGCUGGGUCCUAAAGAGUCAGAACCCCAGAGUCUGCUGGGUCCUAAAGAGUCAGAACACCAGAGUCUGCUGGGUCCUAAAGAGUCAGAACACCAGAGUCUGCUGGGUCCUAAAGAGUCAGAACACCAGAGUCUGCUGGGUCCUAAAGAGUCAGAACCCCAGAGUCUGCUGGGUCCUAAAGAGUCAGAACACCAGAGUCUGCUGGGUCCUAAAGAGUCAGAACAGCAGAGUCUGCUGGGUCCUAAAGAGUCAGAACACCAGAGUCUGCUGGGUCUUAAAGAGUCAGAACAGCAGAGUCUGCUGGGUCCUAAAGAGUCAGAACACCAGAGUCUGCUGGGUCCUAAAGAGUCAGAACAACAGAGUCUGCUGGGUCCUAAAGAGUCAGAACGCCAGAGUCUGCUGGGUCCUAAAGAGUCAGAACGCCAGAGUCUGCUGGGUCCUAAAGAGUCAGAACGCCAGAGUCUGCUGGGUCCUAAAGAGUCAGAACACCAGAGUCUGCUGGGUCCUAAAGAGUCAGAACACCAGAGUCUGCUGGGUCCUAAAGAGUCAGAACGCCAGAGUCUGCUGGGUCCUAAAGAGUCAGAACGCCAGAGUCUGCUGGGUCCUAAAGAGUCAGAACACCGGAGUCUGCUGGGUCCUAAAGAGUCAGAACACCAGAAUCUGCUGGGUCUUAAAGAGUCAAAACACCAGAGUCUGCUGGGUCCUAAAGAGUCAGAACACCAGAGUCUGCUGGGUCCUAAAGAGUCAGAACGCCAGAGUCUGCUGGGUCCUAAAGAGUCAGAACGCCAGAGUCUGCUGGGUCCUAAAGAGUCAGAACACCAGAGUCUGCUGGGUCUUAAAGAGUCAGAACGCCAGAGUCUGCUGGGUCCUAAAGAGUCAGAACAACAGAGUCUGCUGGGUCCUAAAGAGUCAGAACACCAGAGUCUGCUGGGUCCUAAAGAGUCAGAACCCCAGAGUCAGCUGGGUCCUAAAGAGUCAGAACCCCAGAGUCUGCUGGGUCCUAAAGAGUCAGAACCCCAGAGUCUGCUGGGUCCUAAAGAGUCAGAACACCAGAGUCUGCUGGGUCCUAAAGAGUCAGAACACCAGAGUCUGCUGGGUCCUAAAGAGUCAGAACACCAGAGUCUGCUGGGUCCUAAAGAGUCAGAACACCAGAGUCUGCUGGGUCCUAAAGAGUCAGAACACCAGAGUCUGCUGGGUCCUAAAGAGUCAGAACCCCAGAGUCUGCUGGGUCCUAAAGAGUCAGAACCCCAGAGUCUGCUGGGUCCUAAAGAGUCAGAACCCCAGAGUCUGCUGGGUCCUAAAGAGUCAGAACCCCAGAGUCUGCUGGGUCCUAAAGAGUCAGAACCCCAGAGUCUGCUGGGUCCUAAAGAGUCAGAACCCCAGAGUCUGCUGGGUCCUAAAGAGUCAGAACCCCAGAGUCUGCUGGGUCCUAAAGAGUCAGAACACCAGAGUCUGCUGGGUCCUAAAGAGUCAGAACACCAGAGUCUGCUGGGUCCUAAAGAGUCAGAACGCUGUCAGCUGCAGAGCAUUUUGCUACAAGCUCUGUUACUGUGGAGUUAG